Messenger RNA from Armigeres subalbatus, 6516 nucleotides. RefSeq names its product serine/threonine-protein kinase ULK2 (gene Atg1). NCBI's taxonomy places the organism in Eukaryota, Metazoa, Arthropoda, Insecta, Diptera, Culicidae. Gene Ontology annotation, molecular function: protein serine/threonine kinase activity; ATP binding. Gene Ontology annotation, biological process: peptidyl-serine phosphorylation; axon extension; piecemeal microautophagy of the nucleus. Gene Ontology annotation, cellular component: phagophore assembly site; cytosol; autophagosome. Bases 1116 to 3593 code for a protein of 825 amino acids. The transcript is spliced from 15 exons. The record is from RefSeq and is a predicted model, not a curated record.
CGCCAUCAUCCGAAAAGUCAGUGUUUUUUUUUCUCUCUGUACGGAGGUAGGCAAAAAGUAAUAAUAAUUUUUGACGUCGAUUCUGGUACGGUCGCAGGAAGGUAUCGGAAGCGAGCAGAGCAGAGUGCAUUUUAAACAGACGACGGGUGCGCCGUGUGUGAAUAGGAAGCUGCUGAUGUGAAACGGAGAGUGCUCGACGAAAAAUAAUAGUCAAUAUUCAGGUUUGAGCAAAUUAAUAUUUUUCCUUGAUGGUGGAUUCGGCAGACGAAUUUCACGGAUAGAAGGAAAAUUCGUGCUACUAAGCGAUUUGCAGCUCCGAGGCCCCCCAAGUUUCAAGAGUGUGGACAACAAAGUGCUGAAUGAUUUGCGUCGCUCACAAAAAAUAGAGAAAAAUCGAGUUCAAUUCGGGAGGUUUAAUCGAUUUUCCGCAGCUGAGGAGUGACCUCAGGAAAUCCGGAAAAGGAUUUUUGCAGUACCAUCCCGAAUCAGGAGUCAUCGCCAGUUCAAGGGGCUCUUUUCAGCUACUUAGAGGGAUGAGUAAGGUUUAUUGAUUUGCAGUGCGAAGAAGGAAAAAAGUGUAAUAUUUUGCUUCGUUUUGCCAUCGCUCCCCUGCCACCACUCCCUGCACCCAAACCUAAGCGGAAAAUAAUCUCACAGUUUUCCCUAAGGUUGGAUCGUGGAAAAUCUGGAACAGAAGUGUCAAGCUGGAGAAAAGUCUGAUUCAGUGCUACAAUUUAAAGUGAAUUCAGAUUGAAAAGUUUUCAAAUAGGAGCAUUUCCAGCAAGCGCAAAGAAAAGUGUAAAAUAUUUCCUUUUAAAAGGGAAGAAUAUGCUUUGGGUGGAAGUAAAGAAAGUAGAAUACGAUAUCCUGAGAAAUAUCUGCUAGCAUUAAAUUGUUAAAAAUUGCAAUCGAAUAAGCGAUAGGUCGAUUCGAUGUGAAAAAAAGUGUGUUGCAAUAGUUUAUGAAAUCAAAUCAGCUGUAAAUAAAGUGCUGUAGCUCUUUGUGUGCAAAAGGAAGCAAAAGAAAAAAAAAAGUGUUGAGUGUUGCAAAAGUGAAACGACGUAGAAGACGGACGUGUUGGUUCCAUCAAGCCGUGUUUACUAUUAUUCCGCAUCAUGGAAUUGGUCGGGAACUUUGAGUACAACAGCAAGGACUUGAUAGGUCAUGGGGCGUUCGCCGUGGUCUUCAAGGGGCGCCACCGGGAGAAACAUUUUCCCGUUGCCAUUAAAAGCAUCACGAAGAAAAGCCUCGCCAAAUCGCAGAGUCUGCUCGGCAAGGAAAUCAAGAUCCUGCGGGAGCUGAGUGCGUUACAUCACGAAAAUGUCGUCACGCUGCUGGCCUGCACCGAGAAGGACCACAACGUUUACCUGGUGAUGGAGUAUUGCAAUGGUGGAGACUUAGCGGAUUAUCUGGCUGUCAAAGGAACCCUCAGCGAGGACACGAUACGACUGUUUUUAUGUCAAUUAGCAAGUGCAAUGAAGGCAUUAUAUGCAGUCGGCGUCGUCCAUCGGGAUUUGAAACCACAGAACAUUCUGCUCUCCCAUGGCUGUGGGAAGCAUCUUCCAGUGCCCGCGAAAAUCACCCUAAAAAUAGCCGACUUUGGUUUCGCUCGGUUUCUUCAGGACGGAAACAUGGCGGCAACCCUCUGUGGAUCUCCCAUGUAUAUGGCACCAGAAGUGAUUAUGUCACUGCAGUACGACGCUAAGGCUGAUCUGUGGUCACUUGGGACCAUUGUUUUCCAGUGUUUGACCGGCAAGGCACCAUUCCAGGCCCAGACACCGCAAGAACUGAAGAUGUUUUACGAAAAGAACGCCAAUCUAGCCCCAAAAAUUCCUCCUGGUACGUCGAAAGAGUUGACCGACCUACUGAUGGGACUGCUGCGACGGAAUGCCAAAGAACGAAUGAAUUUCGACACAUUCUUCAACCAUGCCUUCCUGCAGCGACAGCACACACCACAAAGUAGUGAAAUUCCCCAAUCCUCAGCCGGACCACAAACCACGCCCGGUAAAGUCACUAGUCCUCAUCAGAAAACGGCCAUGUCACCGUUGCAGCAGCAACAAUUAUUUCUACGACAACAACAACAGCAGCAGCAGCAGCAACAUCCAAACCAACAGCAACAACUUCAACAGCAGCAGCAGCAACAGCAAUUGUUACUACAGAAGCAACAACUUCAGCAACAGCAGGAGCAGCAAAAACAGCAAACGUUGGAGAACAAUAACGUGCCACUCGAGAUCGAUGACAGUGUCGCCACGAUCGCAAGCGCCAACAAUACUUCCAACAGCAGUCAGGAUAACUCGGAUGACUUCGUGCUAGUGCCGAGCAAUCUGCCGGUAGAUCCAUGCAGUGGGCAUUAUGAUAAGAGCAAGCCAACUAGAGUGCCUCAAACAGCUUCGAACGCUCAGGCGAGUCCGCCGCGGCCCAGCACGCUUCCAAUCUCGGAGCCGAAGCCCGUUCCGACGGCAGCUAGGAAGAUUUCUCGACAGCAGAGUCAAACACCACCAAAGAAUAUCCCCAAUGCAAUACCUCGAUCUCAGCCGAUCAGCAUGAAGCGAUCCGAGCAUCGAAACAGUAAUUGUGAUAUCAGCUCAAUCUCGCCGCCGGCAGUGCAAUUCGCGAUCGGCACCCCUCCCACCGGUAGCCGCCGCCGAUCAACGUCCGGUGGAUCACUAUCGGAAACACCACCACCACCGUCAUGCUGGACAGUCAGCCCAGCAUCGCACCAUUCACCUCUGCGUCGCUCCGGAACCAGUUCACCAGUAUUAUCAACCGCUCUGUCCAAACUACCAGCCCUAGGAAGCCCGACACUGUUGACCAAUGAUAACAACAAUACCCAUCCCUUGGGAACCAGAGCGUUUACUCUCCCGGAGAUGGGAGCAACCGCUGGCCUAGGAAGUUACUUACACGACACCAAUCUGGAUGACCAUCCGAUCAAUUUCCACGCGCCGGAGCUACCAGCAGAAACGCUGAUGGAUCGCGAACACAACGAAACCCUGGCGAAGCUUAAUUUCGUUAUUGCUCUAACGGACUGUAUCCUGGAGGUGGCAGAUUCUCGCUGUGCGCCAUUAUCCGCACUGAUGUCUGCCGAUGCUCAACCAAUUGCCCCGCAUGCUCCAGAACACUGUAAAAGGGCCGAGCGACUGGUUCUGCUGGUACGAGCUCUCAAUUUACUGUCGUCCGGUAUGCAUUUGGCAUCGUCGAACCUUCAGAGUGGUCAACUGAAACCGUCGGAUACGGUGAAAAAUGUUCUAUCGAUGAUGCAUAUGCGAUACCGAUCGACACUGUGUGAGUCGAAGAAACUGAACGGGACUGGACUGCUCCAACGGGCCGGGGCUAGCAAUAUUACCGCAGAUAAGAUCCUGUACGAUCAUGCGAUACAAAUGUGCCAAUCGGCAGCCUUAGAUGAGCUGUUCGGCAACCCCGAGGAUUGCUUCACCCGGUAUCAGUCAGCGCAGAUUUUGCUGCAUUCUCUGGCGCAGAAAUGCAGUCAUCCUCAGGACAAAAUGCUCCUAUCAAAAUACAAAGACGCCGUCGAGAAGCGGUUGUACAUUCUCCAGCAGCAGGGCUACAUCUACGCCACCGACGAACUGUCUUGAACCAGCGCCCUGCAGACGCUCCGGAGGCGCCUGUCAAAGAUCUUCUGACUAGAUGGCCCGGCAACUGCCAUAGCAGCAGCCAUAACCCCUCCUACGUGGGGGGCGGUCUGAACGAUCAUCAUCUCUGCUGUCAUCGUCAUUUCCCAAAAUAGUGAGCCGUUUUAGGGUGUGCAUGAGCGUAUGAACGAGUAUUGAGUAAGUAAGUACGUCUAUGGGAACGAUUAAAGUUAGUUAGAAUCGAAAGAUUCCACGUGGACGUACCCGAACUUCGAAGUGAAGUUCUGAAUGGGCAACUUCUAUCACUAGAUGUUAGUGAGAUUUACUUCGUAUGAUACAUUUUAUUUAUGAAUUAUUUUAUUAUGAUUGUCAUCAUUGAAGACCAGUUUUUUUUGGUAGCUAUAUCGAUUUAUUUCAUCAGAAAACUGUAAAUAAAAUAAAGUGGGCCUCUUUAGAAGUUAUACGGGGACAUUAAUGUUGAUCGGAAUAUAUAUUUGAAAUAGUAGAACCCAAUCAGGAGUAAAUUAUUUAGAUUGUUCUAUUGUACAUAAAGCAAAUUGUUAAUGCACAGGCAUGUAUAUAAAAAUUGCACAGAAAUCUAGACAAUUGGCCUUUGUAUGAAAUCACAACAAGCAGCAAGAACGGCUUUCUUCAUUCAUUCGUAAUUCGGCUUUCUUCAUUCAUUCGUAAGUAUCAUAAUUGUUUAUAUUUGGCACGAGAACUUUCUUCGAAGUAGCAUUGUUGGUUUUAUAACAGACUUAAAUAUUAUAAUUUAUUCUACAAGACUGCUUUAAUGCCGGAAUAGAACCUGAAUGUUACUGUGAUGGAAGCAUAUAUGCAUCAUUAUGAAGCCAAUUACCAGAAUGUUUGACAACCUAGUAUUCUAUAAGCCAGCUAUUUUGCUUUUAAAGUGAAUGCUGUUGCAGAUUCGUUUUAUCUAUCAAUUUCCAAAUUAAACUUGCAAAAUUUUGAACAAAAGUUUCGAAAGGUCAUAAUUUGGCUCUUUUGGGACAUCAAUAUUUUCCUAUUUUUAAUGUGAUUGACCCAUUUCAACUAAUAAUAGAUACGAUUUACGGGCGAUUCUUUAUCAAUGACGAGAUUUUAACAAUUGAUAAUUUAAGUGACGGUAUAUUCCUGGAUGAAAUAAAAUAAAGUGGUAUUCUGUGGGAUAUGUUCGCAACAUGUUUGCAUGUUUUAGACUAUUAUUUCUAUUAAUUACUGCCAAUAUGUUUUUAAAUCCAAUACAAAGGUAUACAAUGCUCUAUAUUUGGAAUACUAAAAUAUAUGUUUCAGGUCAGAAAAAUGCAUAGAGCGCAUUUUAAUUAAGUAAAAUACAAUCAUUAAAAUAGUUGUGGAUCCUUUCCUUCACAUGAAAUUUCAAGAUAUCGCUGCAGAAGUGUCAUUUUUACCGAAAUGCUAUUUUCUUUAUAAGAUCCAAAUUAUGUCGUAUGGUCAUUUUUUUUGAAAAUUUUCAGGAUGACGUUACCUCGACAAUCUGAUUCGCAUCUAUUUUUUUUAAUACUAAUUGCUCUAGAAAUGUAGCCAUUUGUCAAUUCAUUGAGCUGUUUGUAAGACAUUUCAAGACUCUGGCCGGCUUACGAUGCGCUUCGAUGUUUUAAAUGCCUCAAUCGCUUGCUGUGUAAAUUUCAAAUUUCGCCUAAAACGGGUUUUUACAACAAAAUUCUAUUCGCAUACUUCUUUUAAAAAAAACUUCUCCAAUGGUGACGAUAAUAUUAAAAGCAACUUCAUGAUUGCAUCAUUUGUAUGUAUGUGUGUAUGUAUUAUCAAUCCGUUCUUUUAUAUUAUCCAAUAUUAAUUCAUUUGUCGUUUUGACGCAAACGCUCCAUCUUAUUAUGACGGGUGAUUCUAGUUGUCUGGAGCAACUCUAUCGUCAGAUGGUUCUUUUUAUAGGAAUAACAAUUGAAUAGAUAUGAUGACCUGCCCUUGAGUCACGACAACACUUGUUUAUACGGAACGAAUAACAAUGGAAACAUUUCUGUUAAGUCGAAUUCCGAAGCAGACGGAUACAAAUGUUUAAAUAUUGACAAUAUGAUCCGCUGAGUAACUUCUGUUUGGUUUUGACGGAAAAGUGCCGAAAAGUUUUUAUUAUUUAAUCCACGAGUUCCGUCUAGAUCCAGACAAAUUCUACCCAUAUUAGUUACGUAUGUAUUCCACAUUUUCAUUGUCUAUAUUCGUCCGUUGCGUCAUGUCUUGGACAGGUGAAUAUAGCAAGAAAAGUUAUAAGAACCAUACCUAUAUGAUAAAGUAAAACGUAGUACCUAAGUACAAAAUAUCUUAUAUAAACCAACUCCCCUACAAAUAACGAAAUAGCAAAUCUAAUCUUAAUCGCAGCGGAAGUAAACGUGAAAUUAUAAUGAAGAAAGCAGCUACUUCCCGCUCACCGUGGUCUUUUUAAUAGUUUCAUUUAUACAAUACCGAAUAAAUGGAAGACACAACCACGAGAUUUGCAAAUGUGCAAUCCGAUACACACCUUUUAGUUGCAGUCUGUCACCGGAAGGCCAUCACAUUCUUAUGUAAGACAGAAGCUAAUCUUAACUAUCGUCGGGUCAGUGACAAUGAACCGUACACCCACACAUCUAACGAAUAGAGGAGAUUAUUCAAAAUAGGCAUACGAGACGACUCUGAUAAAAAGUCGUAUUUCCAGAGAUAAGAAACGUAAGAAAAUGGGUAAAUCAUAAAACGGUAAAAGUGAGUACAUAUUUAAACAGAACACAGUAGUAUCCAACAAAGUCUGGAUGACAAAACAAAAGAUAAUCUACACAUGAUUGCAUGAUGAAGGCAAAAAAUAAAACAAACAAAUCCAACAUGAAUUAUAUGUUAGAGGAAUCAUCUAUAAAUGAAAUUAAAACAAGAAGGUUCUUCGAAAAACAAAAAUUGAAAAUAAAUCUGUAAUGAAAUGUAAUAA